Molecule: messenger RNA, 762 nt
Organism: Linum trigynum
Lineage: Eukaryota; Viridiplantae; Streptophyta; Magnoliopsida; Malpighiales; Linaceae
Source: the annotation of a GenBank genome assembly
UGACGGCGAAUCGCCGUCUGCUAGAGUUCAGGCAUCUCCGCCUCGCGUCUAAAGUCUCAAGUCUCAAGUCUCAACUAUCAACUCUCAGUCUCUCACAGACCAUCUGUGCUCGGCGGCCGACGGUGGUGCUCAAUUCUAGGGGAAUGGCGACGUCGUCCUCCAUCUUCAGAUUUGAAGUUCAUGCCUGCCGCGGCGACUCUCAAUCCCUUCCAGGUAGAAAAUGUAAAUACGCCGGCCAAUCAGUGAGAGCUCUACCGGUGCGAAUCAUCACAGUGGGGAAGAAGAGGAAUUCCGGCGUGCAGUUGCUAGUAGAUGAGUACAUCGGCAAGCUCAAACACUAUUGCACCGUGGCUGACGUUCAAAUCCGCUCCAACCCCAGGAAUGCGCGCGAUACGAGGGCUCAGGUUGAAGACGAAGAUAUGGCGGUGAUGAACAUUAUCAACUCUGAUGAUUGGGUAGUGGUGUUGGAUGAGCGUGGAAAGGAUCUUGAUUCAGAGCAGAUGGCUGAGUUAGUUGGAGAUGCAGGCAAUAGUGGAGCUUCAAGGUUGUCAUUCUGCGUCGGCGGACCAUACGGUCAUGGGCAAGCGUUGAGGAAACGGGCUGAUGUAACAAUCAAACUGUCAUCAAUGGUUUUGAAUCAUCAGAUUGCAUUGCUAGUGCUCGUGGAGCAACUUUAUCGGUCAUGGACCAUUCUGAAGGGACAAAAAUAUCACCACUAAAUGAGUUAAUCAUUGUAGCAUCAGAUGCUGAUGAUGAGGUCUG